UUGACCUAGUUCCCAUGCGCUAUCACAACCGUGCACAUUUCAUUGCUGUCAAGAUAAACCUGUGUUUCACUAAUCUAGGCACAAACAAACUCUCAAUGGAAAACGGAUUUCUUUGGACAAACUGUGCCACGUCCGCUUCUGUGACGUGACGAUUUAAACAAGGCUAAAUAAGCCACGUAGAAGCCGGAGAGAACUCGAAAGAGAAGAAGGAACUCGUUUGAGCAACUUGCAGUACUGUACAUAGCCCAGGAUGGGAAACAUUAUGAGACUAACAAAGUCGUGUUUUAUUGUGCUUGCUGUGAUUCCUUUCUGUAGCUCAAAAUCUGGGUUUAUUAAAGACCAGGGUAUGAACGUGGUGUUUCCUCCACUGGUGAAGAGACACGGGUCUGGGAUACCAGAGGGGCAUCUUCGACCCUUAGGUCACCAAAGGUCACCUGACGGUCAAGUAGAACAAGAAAUGAUGCUCACACCUCAGGAAUUCUACGACAUGCACGUGCAUAGAGGGGAGCCUGUUGUUUUCCGUAAAGCUAUUAUGGACAUCCCAGCCCUGACCAAGUGGGGCCAAGAUGAUGAAGACAAAUAUCUCAAUGACAAAUAUGGAGAUCUAGAUGUCUUAGUCACUGUGAAAAAGGAAGUCUUUAAAAAAGGACCAAAAAAGAUGAAACUGAGUCAGUUCCUUAGCGACUACAUGUACGAGAAUUGGUACCUGUCAACCACAGCACCGCAGCAAAUGAUGCAGGAAUUGGUGCUACCAAAGUGUUUGCAGUGCGGGACAUUCAGGAAGUAUCUCCAGGAGAGCGAACUGUGGAUGUCCAGCGGUGGGACAACAUCCAUGUUACAUUAUCACGCUGACCACAACCUUCACUGUGUAGUGACGGGGAGGAAGGACUUCAUUCUUAUUCACCCUGAACACAAGGAGACUUUUGAAAUGGUUGAACAUCCAGCUCACUCAGGUCAUGGCUACUCUAAGAUAGACAUGGACAUGGUGAAUGUAUUCAAGCACCCUGAGAUCACCCAGGUACCCUGGACUUACAGCACUCUCAAGCCAGGGGACUGUAUAUAUGUGCCUGCAGGUCACCUUCAUCAAGUGCGCUCUUAUGGACGCAGCAUAUCGUAUACCAUCCUGUGGGCACCUGUCCCACAAUUCUCUGCCUCUGAUUGUGAGGGAAAACCUGACCGCGACAUUCCUCUGUCUGAGGUCACCUUUACAUGGGCCUACUUCGCUGGAGACAAGCAACUUUCUAAUGCUCGUUUGAAUUCAGAAAGUCUACGGCAUCAUCUUCUGGCUUUACUAAGAAUGGAUUCAGCUCUCUCAUAUGAGCGCUGGGCAGCAUUUUAUGAAGAAGUUAUGGCACAGAUGGACGAUUUUCCAGAUGCAGAUGAAGUGUUUCAAAUUCUUAACUCAAGUGACAAAAGUUACCUUACUAGAAAAGAACUUUUAGAAAUGGAGAAGAGUAAACUGCAAAAAGUUGCAAACAUUCUCAACCUGCCACAAGGCAGCAGCACAAUCCAAGAGGAGCCACGUCCCAGGGAUGAGCUGUAGAUGUAGUUUGAAUUCAUGAAGCAUAUCAUUUAUUUACAUUUCAGAAGUUAGUCAACUGUUAUGAAAGACCCUGUUGAUAUAUUUAAGUUAAUUAAUUUAUGAAGAAAAAAAUCCCAUCAAUAUAUGCUCUGUAUAUUUUAUAUUUUUCUCUCUGGCUAUUAAAUUGAUUAUUAUGAAUGGCCAUGUAUUUUUUCAUGAUAAACUUGAAAACAUGCUUGAGUAUAUUUUUGUAAUUCAUAAAUGUUGAGAUAGAAAUACAUGCUGAAAGGUUAUGUAAGUCUUGUAUUAAAAAUUGUAUUAGUCCAUUAAAUUUCAUAUCAAUAAAACACACAAUUUAUAUCUUUUAA
This is a messenger RNA of Lingula anatina, 1890 nucleotides long. Its product is annotated as bifunctional peptidase and (3S)-lysyl hydroxylase JMJD7. The record is from RefSeq and is a predicted model, not a curated record. Lineage: Eukaryota; Metazoa; Brachiopoda; Lingulata; Lingulida; Lingulidae.